GCACUACCCAAUGAGCGUUCAUUGAUUCAGACGAUCAUCUCCAAGGUAAACAGCAAUGGCUCCCCCUGUACAAAUAGAAAUUUACGGUCUUGUGAACGAUAUAAACUUCCAGCGUGCAAGAUUUUGCGCACAGGACCUUGCAAACAAGCAUCCAGAUGUGUUCCCAAAUCCUAUCACAGAUGGAAUGGUUGAAUUUGAAUGGGAUCUUUACAUAGACGCCAAAAGAAAGGAGUUGCGUGGAGACACAUGGACAUUCAAGGACAAAGCUAUUGCAUUUCAAAAUGGUAAACUUGUUGGAGGACCUGAGGAUUUCAUUCAGUGGGCUGUGGAAAACUUCAACUAUGAGGAGUAUAGACCUAAACCUCUCCUUCAGACUCUCACAGAAGAAGCAUAUAAAACUGCCCUUAAUGACAAAAAUCAUGACUUUGUGUAUGUGGACAUAGCCAUUGGUGAUGAACCAGCAGGCAGACUAGUGAUAGAACUAUUCACAGAUGUGGUUCCAAAGACUUGUGAAAACUUCAAGGCCCUGAUCACAGGAGAAAAGGGAAAAUCUGAGACCUCAGACUACAACUUGUGCUACAAAAAAUCUCUUUUCCAUAGAAUAGUACGCAAUGGAUGGAUACAGGGCGGAGAUAUAUAUCACGGUAGAGGCAAUGGAGGCGAAUCCAUCUAUGGACCUGUCUUUGAAGACGAGAAUUUCGCCGUUCCCCACUCCCGGCGCGGGGUGAUUGGAAUGGCAAACAAGGGUCGCCACACAAACAACUCACAGUUCUACAUCACCCUCGAACCCGCACCGUGGAUGAACACGAAAUACGUCGCCUUUGGGCAGGUGAUCGAGGGCACGGAGACGCUUGCUAAGAUGGAGCGUGUAGACACAAUGAAUGAGCGUCCAAACUCCGAGAUUAAAGUCACUGACUGUGGCGUCUGCACUUACGAGUUUUAAGCGGGGCACCAACCAGGGAAAACUACAUGAACAUUCUGGAUACACCCAAAGAUUUAAUGUUUUUAUCAAAAUAUAUGACAACAACAAAAUGAUACAAUUUAUGUUCAGAACUAAACUAAUGUCCUUAAGAGUUGAUGGAUGUUGUCGUUUCUUUCAUUUCUGUUUCAUUUAAUACUGGGUGAACUAUUUCUGUUCUCUGAGAUUCGAGUGAGGAUAACAUGUGGUUCUGUAUAGUAUUUAAGAGAAGGAAACGUGAUCGAAUUACACAGGUAUGUGAUAUGUCAAAUGUUUUAUUUACUUGUUUUGAUAUUGUUUAAUAAAAUAUACCAUAUUU
Messenger RNA from Mya arenaria, 1277 nucleotides. RefSeq names its product probable inactive peptidyl-prolyl cis-trans isomerase-like 6. The record is from RefSeq and is a predicted model, not a curated record. Bases 56 to 943 code for a protein of 295 amino acids. Gene Ontology annotation, biological process: protein peptidyl-prolyl isomerization. Lineage: Eukaryota; Metazoa; Mollusca; Bivalvia; Myida; Myidae. The transcript is spliced from 8 exons. Gene Ontology annotation, molecular function: peptidyl-prolyl cis-trans isomerase activity.